Messenger RNA from Penicillium psychrosexuale, 3450 nucleotides. RefSeq names its product glycerol-3-phosphate dehydrogenase GUT2. The record is from RefSeq and is a predicted model, not a curated record. The transcript has 11 exons. Lineage: Eukaryota; Fungi; Ascomycota; Eurotiomycetes; Eurotiales; Aspergillaceae. Gene Ontology annotation, biological process: glycerol-3-phosphate metabolic process. Gene Ontology annotation, molecular function: glycerol-3-phosphate dehydrogenase (quinone) activity. Gene Ontology annotation, cellular component: glycerol-3-phosphate dehydrogenase (FAD) complex; mitochondrion. Bases 1 to 3450 code for a protein of 1149 amino acids.
AUGGCCGCUCGGCACUCGCGCAAGUUUUUGCGACCUCUCCUCUACACAUCGGCGGCCGCCGCCGCAGGAGCAGGUGUUAUCUACAUUUCUUACCGUCCGCGAAAUAUUCCGGGCCUCGAAGCCCCUGCCGUUCCUCCGCCAGGUUACUACAAAGGCAAGCUGGUCCCGCCCAGUUUCCCUUCGAUCAAGUCUCGCCUCGAACAGAUUGAGGACCUCAAGCGCAGUGAGGAGGAGGAGGAAUAUGAUCUGCUUGUCAUUGGUGCCGGAGCCACUGGAGCCGGUAUCGCAUUAGAUGCCGCCACACGAGGCCUGAAGGUCGCGGUGGUGGAGAGAGAUGAUUUCAGUUCGGGUACCAGUAGUAAGAGUACCAAGCUGGUACACGGUGGUGUCCGUUACCUUGAAAAGGCCGUGUGGGAGUUGGACUACAACCAAUAUGCGCUAGUCAAGGAGGCUCUCAGAGAGCGCAAGUACUUCCUAAACACAGCUCCCCAUCUGUCAUCAUGGCUGCCAAUCAUGGUGCCUGUUCAGAAAUGGUGGCAGGCUCCGUAUUUCUGGGCCGGCACCAAGGCCUAUGACUUCUUGGCUGGUUCCGAGGGCAUUGAGACCUCGUACUUCCUCACCAAGAGUAAGGCCAUUGAUGCGUUCCCCAUGCUGAAGCGUGACAACAUCAUUGGAGCAAUGGUGUACUAUGAUGGUGCUCACAACGACUCCCGCAUGAACGUCUCCCUCGCUAUGACCGCUGCGCUCUACGGUACCACUGUCGUGAACCACUUGGAGGUCACCGGACUGAACAAGGAUGCAUCCGGCAGGCUGUGCGGUGCGCGCGCCAAGGACAUCGUCGCAGAGAAGAACGGCGAGGUCGCCAAGGAGUUCAACAUUCGCGCCAAGGGUGUCAUCAACGCCACUGGUCCCUUCUCUGAUUCCAUCCGCAAGAUGGAUGAGCCCAAUGUCAAGGAGAUUGUGGCCCCCAGUGCUGGUGUUCACAUCAUCCUGCCCGGUUACUUCAGCCCCUCAAACAUGGGUCUCAUUGACCCUUCCACCUCGGAUGGACGUGUGAUCUUCUUCUUGCCGUGGCAGGGUAACACCAUCGCCGGUACCACUGACCAGCCCUGUGAGAUUGAGGCUCAGCCCCAGCCCACUGAGAAGGAUAUCAACUGGAUUCUUUCGGAGAUUCGUGGCUACAUCGCCCCCGAUAUCACCGUCGACCGAAGCGACGUCCUUGCUGCCUGGUCUGGCAUCCGUCCCUUGGUGCGCGAUCCCAAGGUGAAGAACUCGGAGGCUCUCGUCCGCAACCACCUGGUGACCGUCUCUCAGUCCGGACUGUUGACUUGCGCCGGUGGUAAGUGGACUACUUACCGCCAGAUGGCCGAGGAGGCCGUGGAUGAGGCAGUCAAAUCGUUCAAGCUCAAGCCCCGCCAGCUCACCAGCCUUCCCGACAUCAGUGGUGUCGGAGGCAGUGGUCUGGUUGCUGACGGUGCCGUUCUCGAUGGUAGCUGCCAGACCCACCAGGUGCGCCUCAUUGGUGCCCACGGUUACUCCAAGACCCUCUUCAUCAACCUUAUCCAGCACUUCGGUCUCGAGACCGAUGUGGCCAAGCACCUCACCGAGUCGUACGGUGAUCGCUCAUGGCAGGUCGCUGCCUUGUCUUCCCCUACCAGCGAACGUUUCCCCGUGCGCGGCUGCCGUAUCUCCCCUAUGUACCCCUUCGUUGAUGGUGAGAUUCGCUACGCCGUUCGUCACGAGUAUGCCCAGACUGCCGUCGACGUGAUUGCCCGUCGCACUCGUCUGGCUUUCCUGAACGCCGAGGCCGCCCUUGAAUCCCUCCCCACCGUGAUUGACACAAUGGCCGAGGAGUUGAAGUGGACCAACGCCCGUAAGGAUCUCGAGUGGAAGGAUUCCUUGACUUUCCUUUCAUCCAUGGGUCUGCCUAAGAGCUUCAUGGGCCUGUCGCGUCAUGAUGUCCAGAAUGGCCGUGUUACGCAGGUUGAUGAUGCCGAGCGUGCGACUUUCUCCCGUAAAGAACCUCCCGCGGAUAUGAUUGAGAGUGACUCUGAUAUUGACCUCCAGUCGCUGCGCUCUGUGAAGCGCAAGUUGGACCCAGAGAACGAUUCUGUUGUACCAAAGCCAGAUUUGGAGGAGUCCGAUCCCUUUGGAGACGAAAGCCAAUCUGGCGUGAAGUACAAGACCAUGGCGUGGUGGCAGGAUGAAGCUUAUCCUUUCAACAGGCAAGCCGGCAUGAUCAUGAUCGCAGAAACCAUCUCGCUUGGUAUUCUCGCGCUGCCCAAAGCGCUUGCUGUUCUAGGUCUUGUUCCCGGCAUCCUAACCAUCCUCGGGGUUGGGAUCAUCUCGACGUAUACCGCAUAUACCAUCGGGCGAUUCAAAUGCCGCCAUGUCCAAGUGCACAGUAUGGCUGAUGCUGGUGAUCUUCUGAUGGGAAGGGUUGGACGGACUACACUGGAUGUGGCCCAGCUCGUCUUUUUUGUGUUGGUCAUGGGAAGCCAUAUCCUCACCUUUUCCAUCAUGAUGAACGUUCUCACCGAACAUUCAUCCUGCACCAUCGUAUUUUCGGUUGUCGGUCUACUCGCCUCGUUCAUGUUGACCCUUCCACGGCGACUUGAGAGGCUUUCUCACAUCUCCUCCGUGAGCUUUGUGAGUAUCGUCGGAGCGGUUCUUACUGGUAUGAUUGGAGUCACCCUUGUCAAACAAGGCCCAGUGGAGGUCCCGGCUUUUUCGCCUCCGCCCAAAGUGCAUGAUGCCUGCCUUGCUAUUGCAAACAUCAUAUUUGCGUACGCAGGACAUGUUGCAUUCUUUACCCUUUUCUCCGAGCUCAAAGAGCUCAAGGACUUCCCGAAGGCUCUGGCGCUUCUGCAGAUGAGUGAAAUGGUCUUGUACACAGUGGCUUCUAUUGUGAUAUAUGCCUAUGUUGGGCCAACUGUCAACUCACCUGCUCUCAAUUCUUCAGGACAAUUGUUUCGCAAGAUCUCCUAUGCAAUCGCACUACCUACGAUUCUGAUCGGGGGUGUGGUGAACGCCCAUGUUGCCGUCAAGUUCAUUUACGUUCGUGUCUUCCGGGGAACCAACUCGAUGCAUACCCAGUCAUUUAGGGCGCGGGUAGUGUGGACUGUUACAUGUGCGGGGCUUUGGAUCUUGUCGUGGAUCAUCGCCGAGGCAAUACCGGUUUUCAACGAUGUACUAGGGCUUGCGAGUUCCUUAUUUGCUAGCUGGUUUUCAUUCGGUCUACCUGGGCUAUUCUGGCUCUAUCUGAACCGAACUUGUUGGUACAUGACCUGGCGACAGAGGGCAUUCUUUGGCUUCAAUCUUUUUCUGGUGUUUCUUGGAUUCGUCAUUUGCAUUGUCGGGUUGUACUCGUCUAUUCGGUCGAUCUUUAACAACCUUCGCGAGGGUGUUGGAGGAGGUAGCUUCUCAUGUGCCGACAACUCCCUCUACUGA